UAUCUGGUUUUGAAAGAAAGGGUGAGAGGUAUGUUGAGAGAAAUAUAGAUGUUUUUUCAUGCAACGGUUGAUAAUCAGACAUCGCUACUACCCAUUUGGUAAUAUUUUCUCCAACAAAGUCUUCAUUGCAGCAUCGACUUGUACAAGUUCCAACCUUAUUUCAAUCAAACUUUGUCUUGAUCUUAAGGUUGAAACAGUGAUUCCAUUCCCAAUCAGAUUCAUGUCAUCAGUUACAAGUGGUAGUAAUAAUGGUAGUUCAUUACGGGUUGGGAAGAACAAUAAGCAAUUAGUGGUAUCUGAUGAAACUACAAGAGUUGAGCAGAUUAAACUACUUGAUGCCUCUGAAGAUGCCUAUGGAGGAGUCGUGGUGGACAUGAAAGAUCCUAUGGAUCCUGAGUCCUUUGCUUAUUUGCUUAGAGCUUCAAUAUCCCAAUGGAGGCUGAAAGGAAAGAAGGGUGUUUGGAUUAAAUUGCCUAUUGAGCUUGUAAAUCUUGUUGAGGCUACAGUCCAGGAAGGAUUUAGGUAUCAUCAUGCAGAACCAUCAUAUUUGAUGCUAGUGAAAUGGAUUUCCAAAACAGAGGAUACACUUCCUGCAAAUGCUUCACAUCGCAUCGGUAUUGGCGCUUUCGUCAUGAAUGAUAUGGGGGAGGUUCUGGUAGUCCAGGAAAAAAAUGGAAAAUUCAAAGGCACUGGUGUGUGGAAGUUUCCUACUGGAGUCGUCGACCAGGGUGAGGAUAUAUGCAUGGCUGCACUGAGAGAAGUGAAAGAAGAGGCAGGAAUUGAGACAGAAUUCUUGGAAAUUCUUGCAUUCAGGCAAAGCCACAAAUCAUUCUUUGGAAAGUCAGAUUUGUUCUUUCUUUGCAUGCUAAGGCCUCUGUCUUUUGACAUUCAGAAACAGGACACAGAGAUUGAAGAAGCAAAAUGGAUGCCCUUAGAAGAAUAUGCCGCUCAACCAUUCAACCAGAAACGUGAGCAAUUCAGUAAGAUUGCCAACAUAUGUUUGGAGAAGAAGAAGAAUAACUACACUGGCUUUUCAGCAGCUCCUUCAACUACUGCCUUUUCUUCUAAAAAAAACUACUUGUACUUCAACAACAAUGGCAACAACAAUCUCAAGCAGUAACUUCUGGUGGCAGAGUCAGGAUUUUCAUUCAGCAGAACAAUAUUGUAAAAAUCUAUCUUAAUUCCAAAAUUAUAUAAUAUAGCUAUGCUCGAGUUGAUAAAUUAUUAUUUUUUUGUUGUUUUGUUAUUAAAUCAAACUAAACUAAAUUAAGCCUUAAGUUCCAUCAAAUGGGGUCGGCUAUAUGAAUCAUUUUUCUCUACGCAACCCUAUCAAAUGCCAUUUCGUU
Molecule: messenger RNA, 1346 nt
Organism: Camellia sinensis
Lineage: Eukaryota; Viridiplantae; Streptophyta; Magnoliopsida; Ericales; Theaceae
Source: RefSeq, a predicted model, not a curated record